This is a messenger RNA of Penicillium robsamsonii, 426 nucleotides long. Its product is annotated as Ethanolamine utilization EutQ. The record is from RefSeq and is a predicted model, not a curated record. The transcript has 4 exons. Bases 1 to 426 code for a protein of 141 amino acids. Lineage: Eukaryota; Fungi; Ascomycota; Eurotiomycetes; Eurotiales; Aspergillaceae.
AUGUCCCAGUUCUUGUCUAGCAACAUUGUUCCACUUACCGUCAUCAAAGGCGCCGGUCACGAGUUCAUCCCCCUCCCUCAAGGCGAGAACGCAACCACUGCCGACUUCCAUUCUAUCCGCACCAAGACCGAAUCUCCUGCACACUUCACUUCGGGAUUCUAUAAGAUCGAGGCCGGGCCUGAGAGACCCGCGAGCUACAAUUUUGAGGAGACAAAAUAUGUCCUCAAUGGUCAAAUCGAUGUUUUGGACGAGGCUACCGGGAUCACCCAUCAUCUAGUCCAGGGAGACUUUGCCUUUUUCCAUGUUGGAUCUAAGGUUAAGUUCUCGACUAAGUCUCAAGGGCUUGCCUUCUAUGCUGUUACUCGACCUGUUCGAUCUCCCCACCCUAACCUUAAAGGUCGAGAGGAAGACAAAGCGAAGUUGUAA